CAACGAUGAGUUUCUCUAUCUUGUAGGAGUACUCGGAACAAGAUAUUUGAAACUAGAAUUGAGUUGUAUUGUCCCGAUGGAGGUGUCGCGUGCAGCUGAUCAAUUUAGUACAGAGAGUACUAGAUCUUGUGGGAAGAACUAAUAGGCAGGUAACGUUGUUGCACAGAAAGAAAAUGAAGUUAACCAGCUUUAGUCAGUCGGGCGUAACCAGUUUUAGCCACUUGGAUUCAGGUGUAACCAGUUUCAGCCAAUUGGACGCAGGUGCUCAGGAGGUUGCGGACCAAGCUGCGGCAAGUGCGAGAGCUGCCUAUUCUGCAUAUUUACGGCUACUAAACACUCUGCCUCCUUGUGGUCAUGUGGUGUGCGAUGUUUUUCAUGAGUGUGUGUCGGAUGUAUCAAUCCCCUUUAUCUUCCCCACCAAUUUUUCAGCUACAAAGAUAAAUGAUGUAGUUUACGUAAUACGAUCGAAUGAAUGAGUGAAAAAUGAGUCCAGUUGUACUCGAAGCUGGAAUCCGCGUCCUCUGAUUUCUAAGAUAUCUCCGUGGGGAGGAGAAGCUAAAGCAGGCACACGAUGCCCUCAUGGCGGCAACGGUAAGAACAGCUCUUGUUAUGCCAGCCUGUGGCAAUUUUGCAAAUCCAAUUUCUCGUAGUCACAUUCACUUCUAAACAAGAAAAUGAUCAUCAACAUCGAGAAUAUUAACAGCUAUACUUUUAUUGCUUUUGUUGAUCGUCCAAUCGCUACAAUCUAUCUGAAUAUUAUGUCUACGGAUAAACCACUUUGAUAACCAAUUACACCAGUCUGCAGCCACCAUGGCGCAAGUAUCUGCAUCGACAGCCCAGGAAGCAGCGACGGCUGAAGUCGCCAUUAAACAAGGCUAUCGAAACUACCCACUCGUGAUGCCUACGCCUUAUCAAAGCAGCUUGGUUGUUGAUCCUGUGAUACUGGGAGCUUGCUGUGUUGUGAUUAUGGCAAAGGAGAAUCAAGGAUGAGAGUGUAACUCUAAUAUCAUUUGAAAGAGAGUGUUAGACGUGAUAGACUUGUCACAUCGAUUCAUCCUGCGUGUAGGUGCUAUAGAAUAAGUAGGGUAGACCUGAUGUUCGUGAAUCGUGAUAGAGAUAGAUUGAGUAAAAAUAAUUAGCCUUUACUUCACUCUUUAUGCCUUCGUAUGCUCUGGCACAAUUAUUCUCACGCAUACACGCUACUUAAACUGACUUUGCUCAGUUCUUGCUUCCGGGACGUACAAAUGAAGAUAAAAUUAGAAGGUAGAAUGAUAAAAGGUAAAUUCAUGAUACCAUACUCUAUUCGUAAGCUCUAACAUCACCAGCGGGUUCGUGACAUCACCAGCUUCAAGAGCAGAAGUAUGCGACCGCCACAGAGAGAAGAAGAAGUGGGAGAACAAGAAUUCUUAUGGAAAAUGACACUAAUGAUCUGAUCAAAAUUUUCAAUGUGAUUUCAAUCUGAUGAGUAUACUGAAACUUCAACUUGUAUAUCUACAGCUAGUGAUGAAGAGCACCAGUAGAAUGUGAAGCCCUGGCACGACGAGCAUCGGGAUACUGUAGGAACAACAAGGUUAUGAAUCUUCUCAGAUUCUCUAUCCUAGCUGCACUGCAUAGCAGAAAAAUUAUCAACUACACUUAGAUGCUACUCACUCUAAGUCAAUAAAAGUCAUGCGAGCAAUGCAGACGAACAGGCAGUGCCUCUAUAUGUGCCAUUGGACCGAAGAGGAGCUGUGAGCCGUUGCCAGGGGACUACAGCAAAUUGUAAGUAUCCACAAGGACGAAACUUUUGUCUUGCUGAAAAUUUUCUAUUCUUACCAACAAUUAGGGAUAACCUCUGUGAAUCUGACGAACUUGUAAGAGUUGCAGACGAAGAAGGUGGUGUUGGGUGAAAACUUCAAUAGGCUACUGGUGUUUUAGAACUAGAGCAUAGUACGAAUGAGUAUCAUGGGUAUCGUCCCUAUGUGGUGCCAAU
Amoebophrya sp. A25 is the source of this 1972-nucleotide messenger RNA. The record is from the annotation of a GenBank genome assembly. Lineage: Eukaryota; Dinophyceae; Syndiniales; Amoebophryaceae.